This is a messenger RNA of Eremothecium cymbalariae DBVPG#7215, 1692 nucleotides long. RefSeq lists its product as uncharacterized. Gene Ontology annotation, cellular component: cytoplasm; fungal-type cell wall. The coding region runs from base 1 to 1692 and encodes 563 amino acids. The transcript has a single exon. NCBI's taxonomy places the organism in Eukaryota, Fungi, Ascomycota, Saccharomycetes, Saccharomycetales, Saccharomycetaceae. The record is from RefSeq and is a predicted model, not a curated record. Gene Ontology annotation, biological process: fungal-type cell wall (1->3)-beta-D-glucan biosynthetic process. Gene Ontology annotation, molecular function: 1,3-beta-glucanosyltransferase activity.
AUGUUACAUUCAGUGAUUUUAGGAUUCAUUACUUGCUUGCUGCAGGUGAGUUUGGCUCAGAAUUCAGGAUCGUCUUCUGCCAAAAGCAGUGCUACGAAUAGUGCAAAAUCUGGGACACAGGGAAGCACACCUGCUAUUGUAACUUCUAGUCCUUCUUCUGGCAACCGGGUACCUGCUAUUGAAAUUGUCGGAAAUAAGUUUUUUUACUCUAACAACGGAUCUGAAUUUUUUAUUAAAGGUGUGGCAUACCAAGCUGAAACAAGAGACACAUCAGCAGGCACUACUAUUAAUGAUCCUUUGGCGGACUAUACCGUAUGUUCAAGAGACUUGCCAUAUUUGUUGUGGUUAAACACCAACACUGUUAGAGUUUAUGCGGUUAAUACUUCAUUAGAACACUCUGAGUGUAUGAAGUUGUUUGAAAGCAACGGUAUAUAUGUUAUUGCUGAUUUGUCUGAACCAGGCGUCUCUGUUAACAGAGAUAGUCCCUCUUGGACAUUAGAAUUAUACGAACGGUAUACCUCUGUCGUUGACGCGCUAGCCAACUACACCAAUGUGUUAGGUUUUUUCGCUGGUAAUGAAGUCACUAAUAAUGCAUCCAAUACAGAUGCCUCUCCAUUUGUUAAAGCAGCACUCAGGGAUACGAAGAGCUACAUAAAGUCCAAGGGAUAUCGUAACAUUCCAGUUGGAUACUCUUCAAAUGAUGAUGGGGAUACCAGAAUAGCUAUUGCCAAUUAUUUCGCUUGUGGUAGUGAUGAGGAAAAAGCCGAUUUCUACGGAAUUAACAUGUAUGAAUGGUGUGGUGAUUCUACUUUUAAGACUUCUGGUUAUGCAGACAGAACAGAGGAGUUUUCUAGUUUGGGUAUGCCAAUCUUUUUCUCUGAAUAUGGUUGCAAUGAAGUUACACCAAGAAAGUUCACUGAGGUGGAGGCCUUGUACGGCGAUGACAUGACUGACGUCUGGUCAGGAGGUAUCGUCUAUAUGUACUUUGAGGAAGCAAACAACUAUGGGUUAGUCUCUAUUGACAGCAAUGACAAAGUUUCUACCUUGGCUGACUACGAUAAUUUGAGAACCCAAUUAGCCUCUGUAUCUCCUUCCCUUGCUAACACUGCUUCUUACAAGGCAACGAAAACGUCGGUGUCCUGCCCUCAAACUGAUGAAUAUUGGAAGGCAGCUACUGGUUUACCUCCUACUCCUGACGAGAGUGUUUGUAAAUGUGUGAAGUCAGCGCUUAAAUGUGUUGUUUCCAGUAAGGUUGAUGAGGAAGAUUAUUCCGAACUAUUCAGCUACUUAUGUACAAAGAUUGAUUGUGGGGAUAUCUCAGUAAAUGGUACCAGUGGUGAAUACGGAUCUUUCUCAUUCUGUGACAGCGAAACUAAAUUAUCUUACUUGCUAGACAAGUACUACAAACAAAAUGGUAGCUCCGCUUCUGCCUGUGAUUUCAGUGGAUCUGCUUCGCUAACAUCUGCUACAAGUGUUGGAAGUUGUUCAUCUGUCCUCGCUGCUGCAACCACCGGCGGAGGGAAAGGUUCUGGUUCCUCCUCUUCUGGAGGUAAGAGCUCUGAUAGUGCUGGUGGAUCCUCUUCCCGUGCAGCAGCUGCAGCGGUGAUGAUCCCUCCAACAUACUCUUCAAUAUCCCUAGUAUCAACUUUCGUAACGUUUAUAUUUUUCGGGUUAGGCAUGUUUGUUUUGUAA